CUGGACUAAACAAACAAUAAAUAAAAAAGAGGAUACCAUAUUUCUCAAUAACAAAUACAAAGUUCUUGUACAUUAAGUAAAGGUUCCAAAGAGUAUCGGACACCUCCUGCCGUGGCUCCUCCUCAAGUACCGAGCCAUUAUGCACCUAACUACCCUUUAGGGCAUCCUAGAAGAGAAAGAGGCCCUGGAUAUAGCACACUUCCAGUACAUACACAUACAACUCAGCAAUCUUGUUCAAUGCAUAACCACAUAAUACCAGCUCCGCAAAUUGGAACGGUUUAUCCUUUGCAAAGUUCUAUUCAGGCAUCAUCAACAUUAUCUAGUAACAACUCUGUUAUAUCUGGAAUGACAUGUAAUCUGGAUCAUAAUGUCAAUAUGCCUGCUCCUCCCUCGACAUUGGUUUUGAUCAAUUCAGACGUUUUGGACUACAAUGUUCAUAGUAUAGUGAGCCACAAAAUUUCUCAAGUAAAUCGUAAUGGUACAAAUAGCCCACCUUUACCACCGCCGCCACCUGCAGAUCAAGAUGAACUAUCUCAGUUUGGCCGAUUAGUGUCAUGUACAGGGACGAUCAAGCCUAUUGUCCCGGAAGAAGAAGAUCUCCCUGGAUGGGUUCCAAAAAAUUACAUAGAGAAAGUGAUUGCUAUUUACGACUACUAUGCGGAUAAAGAAGAUGAACUAAGUUUUCAAGAAAGCUCGGUAAUAUAUGUUUUAAAGAAAAACGACGACGGUUGGUGGGAAGGUGUUAUGGAUGGAAUAACAGGCUUAUUUCCAGGAAAUUAUGUUGAACAUUGUGUUUGAAAGACACUAUUUAGUGAAACAAUAUAAACGAACGAAAAACAUUUGCUUACUGUAAACGUCAAACAUUUUAUUUCUUGUUACGAAAUAAUAAAUAAUGAUGGUA
Messenger RNA from Copidosoma floridanum, 901 nucleotides. RefSeq lists its product as uncharacterized. Gene Ontology annotation, molecular function: protein binding. The record is from RefSeq and is a predicted model, not a curated record. Lineage: Eukaryota; Metazoa; Arthropoda; Insecta; Hymenoptera; Encyrtidae.